Molecule: messenger RNA, 2485 nt
Organism: Oryctolagus cuniculus (rabbit)
Lineage: Eukaryota; Metazoa; Chordata; Mammalia; Lagomorpha; Leporidae
Source: RefSeq, a predicted model, not a curated record
AGAUUUUUAUUGCGGAGCGCUUGAAGGAGGUGCGUUAGCGGUCCCUCAGGCGGGGCGCUUUGGGGCGGACGGCCGGGCUGUGGUCAGGCGGCUUACUGAACCCUCGGGAAAGGGUCUGGGGCAGCCCCAGGAAGAAAUUUGUAUCUCCAGUUGAAUUUCAGAAUGGCAUCCAUUUCAGCUCUAACCGAGGAACUGGAUUCUGUAACCAGUGAGCUACAUGCAGUUGACAUUCAGAUUCAAGAACUUAUGGAAAGGCAGCAAGAGCUUAUUCAGAAGAAAACAGUCCUAACAAAGAAAAUAAAGCAGUGUUUAGAGGAUUCCAGUGCUGGGGCCAGCAACGAGUGUGAUUCUUCACCUGCCACUUGGAAUAAAGAAGAUUUUCCAUGGUCUGGAAGAGUUAAAGAUACUCUACAAAAUACCUUUAGACUCCAGAAGUUCAGGCAACUUCAGCUUGAAACUAUUAAUGCCACAAUGGCUGGAAAGGAGGUAUUUCUUGUUAUGCCUACAGGAGGUGGAAAGAGCUUAUGUUACCAGUUACCGGCAUUGUGUUCAGAUGGUUUUACUCUCGUGAUUUGCCCAUUGAUCUCUCUUAUGGAAGACCAGUUAAUGGUUUUAAAACAGUUGGGAGUUUCAGCAACCAUGUUAAAUGCUUCCAGUUCUAAGGAGCAUGUGAAAUGGGUUCAUGCUGAAAUGGUCAAUAAAAACUCCAAGUUAAAGCUAAUUUAUGUGACUCCAGAGAAAAUUGCAAAAAGCAAAAUGUUUAUGUCAAGACUAGAGAAAGCCUAUGAAGCUAGGAGAUUUACUCGAAUUGCUGUGGAUGAAGUUCACUGCUGUAGUCAAUGGGGACAUGAUUUCAGACCUGAUUAUAAAGCACUUGGUAUCUUAAAGCGCCAGUUCCCUAACACAUCACUAAUUGGGCUGACUGCAACUGCAACAAAUCACGUUUUAAAGGAUGCUCAGAAAAUUUUGUGUGUUGAAAAGUGCUUAACUUUUACAGCUUCUUUUAAUCGGCCCAAUCUUUAUUAUGAGGUUCGGCAGAAGCCCUCAAACACUGAAGAUUUUAUUGAGGAUAUUGUAAAGCUCAUUAAUGGGCGAUACAAAGGACAAUCAGGAAUCAUAUAUUGCUUUUCUCAGAAAGACUCUGAACAAGUUACGGUUAGUUUGCAGAAUCUGGGAAUUCAUGCAGGUGCUUACCAUGCCAAUAUGGAACCAGAAGAUAAGACUAAGGUUCAUACCAGAUGGUCGGCCAAUGAAAUCCAGGUAGUAGUGGCAACGGUUGCAUUUGGUAUGGGAAUUGACAAGCCAGAUGUGAGGUUUGUUAUUCACCAUUCAAUGAGUAAAUCCAUGGAAAAUUACUACCAAGAGAGUGGACGUGCAGGUCGAGAUGACACGAAAGCAGACUGUAUUUUGUAUUACGGCUUUGGAGAUAUAUUCAGAAUAAGUUCCAUGGUGGUCAUGGAAAAUGUGGGACAACAGAAGCUUUAUGAAAUGGUGUCAUACUGUCAAAACAUAAGCAAAUGUCGCCGUGUACUGAUAGCUCAACAUUUUGAUGAAGUAUGGAACUCAGAAGCAUGUAACAAAAUGUGUGAUAACUGCCGCAAAGACAUUUCAUAUGAAAAAAAAAACGUAACUGAGCACUGCAGAGAUCUCAUCAAGAUCCUGAAGCAGGCAGAGGAACUGAAUGAGAAACUCACUCCACUGAAGCUGAUGGAUUCCUGGAUGGGAAAGGGUGCAUCCAAACUGAGAGUGGCGGGUGUCAGUGCUCCUCUGCUUCCGCGUGAAGAGCUGGAGAAGAUGAUCGCACACUUUCUUCUACAGCAGUAUCUAAAAGAGGACUACAGUUUCACAGCAUAUGCUACCAUUUCGUAUUUGAAGAUUGGACCGAAAGCCAGUCUUCUGAACAGUGAGACGCAUGUUAUCACUAUGCCAGUGAAGAAGCCUGACAAGAACUGUUUCAGGGUUGAAUCAUCUCAAACUUGUCAUUCUGAACGAGCUGAUGAAAAAGGGGGACAAGAAAAUUCGGGUGACUUCCAGAAGAAGGCUGCAAACGUGCUUCGGCAGUCUGGUACUAAGAACACAGGGGCUAAGAAGAGGAAAAUAGAUGACGCCUGAGAUGAUGUUACUGUGCUUUCUGGAGGGACAAUAAAGGGACAGACAGACCAUGGCAAGAGAACAGAGUGCACUGAGCAGAGCAGCAGCUUGAGAAUGGCUAACGAGUGGUCUGCACAGCCCACUGCUGGGCCCAGAUUACCUCACGGAGUCCAGCCGCAAACUCCCUUCAUUUCGUGUAAUGUAAAACAAAUUAAUCAGUGUCCUAUUGUUGAGCAAAUUAAGAAAUGGAGUAUGCUAGAUACAGUGAAAACAAGGGGCACCUUUUUAUUUUUGAGUAUGUUUUCCUUGUAUCAGAUCAUGACACUCAUAUAGUUUAUGCUGGCAAGUUAAAAAGGAAAAAAAAAAAAAAGGAAAACUACCCCCAAGUCUUAAU